Molecule: messenger RNA, 2427 nt
Organism: Botrytis cinerea B05.10
Lineage: Eukaryota; Fungi; Ascomycota; Leotiomycetes; Helotiales; Sclerotiniaceae
Exons: 2
Coding region: 248-2080 (610 amino acids)
Biological process (GO): xanthine transport; transmembrane transport
Cellular component (GO): fungal-type vacuole; membrane
Molecular function (GO): xanthine transmembrane transporter activity
Source: RefSeq, a predicted model, not a curated record
GGUUUUGUUCUGUUGUGUCCUGUUGUUUGCAUUGCAUUCAUUGCAUUUAUCGUUCAAUUGCGUUCCAUUGCGUUUAAUUAUUUGAACUCGAAAACGAUCUAGUAACUAUCUAGCUUGGUGUUUUGAUUUUGACUUUGAGAUCGUCGUCAAAAAAGCUACCUACGCGAGUAUUAACCUUACUUAAACGCAACGCAACCUCGAAAUUAGUUCAUCGAUAUUCGACGAGUGUGUCGCGGAAAGAUAUAAAAUGGCGGUUACGAUUGAUAGCGGACCGCAGGAUGGACCGGAUAGAAUUGUGUCUGAGAACUCGAGGGAGAGGACGAUGGGAGAGAGAUUGCGGGGGACUGUGAGGGCUUUUACGACCAAGGAGGGGCUGGUGGGGAAUUAUGAUUAUGCCUUCCUCUUUAAACCCAAUCUUCCUUUCAUGAAGAAAUCCAAAAGACGAGCUCCUUUCUUCGGCCUCCAAGAUCGUAUGCCAGUUUUACUAGGUCUUCUUCUCGGAUUUCAACAUGCUCUAUCUAUGUUAGCUGGUAUUAUUACCCCUCCUAUCCUUAUAGCCGGGUCCGCAUAUUUCGACACGGAAACUACUCAAUAUCUCGUUUCUACUUCUCUGAUUGUAUCGGGUCUUCUAUCUGCGGUUCAGAUCACUCGGUUCAAGGUCAUGAAAACACCUUAUUAUAUUGGUACGGGGUUGAUUUCGGUCGUGGGUACUUCGUUUGCUAUCAUCCCUCUGGCUUCAAAGGGGUUCUCACAAAUGUACGCAAAUGGUAUGUGUAAAACGGCGGAAGAUGGAACACCAUUACCUUGUCCAGAGGGAUAUGGUGCAUUACUUGGAACCGCAUCUUUAUGUGCCCUUCUCGAAAUAGGACUCUCGUUUAUGACACCUAAACUUCUGAAGAAACUUUUCCCACCGAUUGUUACGGGUCCCACGGUUAUGCUAAUUGGUGUUUCGCUUAUUCUAACGGGAUUGGAAGGUUGGGCUGGGGGAAGCGGAACUUGUAUGUCGAGGCCUACUUCGGGGGAUUACAUGUUUUGCCCUUCUAAUGCUGCACCACAUCCGCUUCCUUGGGGGUCUGCUGAGUUUAUUGGUCUUGGUUUCUCGGUCUUCAUCACUAUUAUCAUUUGCGAACGUUUCGGAUCACCAAUCAUGAAAUCUCUCGCUGUUGUUCUCGGUCUUUUGGUCGGUUGCAUUAUCGCAGCUGCAUGUGGCUAUUUCGACAGCAGUGGAAUUACAGCAGCUCCAGCCGCAUCUUUUAUCUGGGUUAAAACUUUCCCAUUGAGCGUCUACGGUCCUUUCAUAUUACCUCUUCUAGCCAUCUACCUGAUCCUAAUGAUGGAAGCUAUUGGCGACAUAACUGCCACCUGCGAUGUAUCUCGUCUCCAAGUCGACGGUGUUCUCUUCGAUUCGCGUAUUCAAGGAGGUGUUCUCGCAGAUGGUCUUAACGGCAUGUUAGCCGGGCUCUGCACAAUCACCCCCAUGUCAACCUUUGCUCAAAACAACGGCGUCAUCGCCUUAACACGUUGCGCCAACCGCAAAGCCGGCUUUGCAGCAUGCUUUUUUCUCGUCGUCAUGGGCGUCUUUGCCAAAUUCGCAGCGGCCAUCACGUCGAUUCCAGAUGCGGUUCUAGGCGGCAUGACGACUUUCCUCUUUGCGAGUGUAGCGGUCUCGGGCUUGAGAAUUAUCUCAACAGUGCCGUUUACAAGGAGAACGAGAUUUAUCUUGACGGCUAGUUUGGCGCUGGGAUAUGGAGCGACGCUCGUGCCAACGUGGUUUUCGUAUGUUUUCACGUAUACGGGGGACAAUAAGGCGAAGGCGGGGUUCUUUGAUGCGAUUGUUUUGGUGAUGGAGACGGGCUUUGCGGUCACGGCGUUUGUGGCUGUGGCGUUGAAUUUGGGGUUGCCGGAGGAGGAUGAGGAUGAGGAGGUGGAGAGUUUGGCGGGGGAUUUGGGGGAAAGAGAAGCGGAGGAGAGGGCGUUGGAGGGGAGGGAACUGGGGACGAUGGGGGAACACGGCAGUGGGAGUGGAAGUUUUGAGAUGGGGAAGGCGGGAGAGGUGGGGCUGGGGAGGGAGGGGAAAUAAUUUAACCUGAGAGCGUUUUUGAAUAUUGCGUCGGAUUCGUUUAUGUGUGUUUUGUGGAAAAUAUUGGAUAGUGAUGGGAUGGGAUCUGGAAAAGGAGUUUGGAGGGCGGGUAAAAUCGAAUCUAGUGCAUGAGAGAGAGGGUGAAAAACUAUCGGUUUGGAAAUACUGUGUAGAGCUAAGCGAAAACAAGCUGCUGGCUGGGAUUAAGAGGCUUAUGAAUAGGAACUAUAAUAUAAUGAUCACUUAACUGUAUGUUUAAUGUCAUAUUGGGCUUUUGCUUUGCUUCGGUGUGGAGAGAAUGAUGUGAAUGGGGUGAAUGAGGUUUUAGUUUUACGUCUGAAACUUCA